AGCUGGCCGGCCGGACGAAGGAAAAAAAACGGCGUUAGCGCUGCGUUUUGGCCACAGGCGAACCUGCUCGCAUUCGUUCGGGACGUGCACGUUUCGAGCCUGCAACAGCUAAGGCUGUCGAAUCAUAACUGUGCUAAACAACAACACUGCAGCACAGUGGUGCUUUUGUGAGCCAUUGACGCCACCGCCGCGCGUUCACCAACCACUACAGACAGCAUGUUCAUUCGCUGCGGCUGCCUCCUGCUGCUCGCACCGCUCACAACAGCCGUCCGACGGGGCCACUCUCAUACACCGUUCGACCAGGACCCGUUCGUCUUCGAUCCAAAAGGAAGACUGCUACAGCUCGACUACGCGGACGCGGCCGCGGCGAAGGGCGCGCCCUGCGUCGGUGUUUGUGCUAAUAACAUAGCGGUGCUCGCCGCGGUCAACGACAAGAUCGCGGACGUCGACGCGCGGCACGCGAUGACUUUUGCCGGCGUCCGCGCCGACGGUUAUGCAUUAGUGGACUUUGUAAGAGUCCACGCCGCGCGCGAGCGCCUGCGCCUGCCGGACGAGGCGCCGGCAACGCGGGCGCUCGCGCUCGCGCUCGCUGACGAGUGCCACACCGUAUGUAUAGGGGGCGGGCGCCGGGCCUACGGCUGCCGGUGCCUGCUGGCCGGUUUAAAUCCGGACGGCGAGGCCUGCCUCUGGUCCGUGGGGCCCGGCGGCGACGCGCGUCAUCAUAAAUCCGGCGUCGCGGCCGUCGGCGCCGGCGCGGCGGCCGUCGUCGAGGCGCUGCGGUCCUUCGCGCCGACGGACGCGGAGGCGGCCAUUGAGGCGGCCGCGGCGGCCGUGCUCGACGCCGCAGAUGAUGGCCAAGUGGCGUCCGUCGUCGCGCUUUCACUAAACGCGCGCGGCCAGGCUUGUUUACGAUGGGGCGCAGACCUUGGCCCUGAGGACCUCCAAUCCGACGCCUGGCGCAUUGCAUGCCGGGAGGCGUUGGCGCCAUCAUCAAACGAAGACCUCGUCGUGUACUAG
This is a messenger RNA of Pelagomonas calceolata, 1017 nucleotides long. The record is from the annotation of a GenBank genome assembly. Lineage: Eukaryota; Pelagophyceae; Pelagomonadales; Pelagomonadaceae.